This is a messenger RNA of Chionomys nivalis (European snow vole), 1404 nucleotides long. It is a transcript of the gene Fndc4, whose product is annotated as fibronectin type III domain containing 4. The record is from RefSeq and is a predicted model, not a curated record. Gene Ontology annotation, molecular function: protein binding. NCBI's taxonomy places the organism in Eukaryota, Metazoa, Chordata, Mammalia, Rodentia, Cricetidae. The transcript is spliced from 7 exons. Bases 377 to 1069 code for a protein of 230 amino acids.
UGCAGAAGGCGGCGGCUGGCUGGCCCGGACGGUCACAUCCCGCUGCAGGGGGCCAGCCUCGGCCGCCGCACUGUCCUCUGCACCGGGGACGCAGGCCAGCUGCCAGGCUUCGCCGGCAACGCCCCCUGCUCCGAGACAGACUACGCGCGGCCCUCGGGAACGCUGGGGGCCCCGCAGACCCGCGGCCCGCGGCCACUCCGCCUCUGCCCUCUCUGCCCGCAGCUCGGCUGGCGCUGCCCGCCUAGGCGGGCCCGCGUCGGGAUGGGGUAGGGCCAGCGCCAGUCCGGCGAUGGGCCGCCCCCUGGGCACCGAACAACCCCCCGAGGCCUGACCGACCACGAGGACCCGGCAGGAUCCCCGCCUGGAUGUUAAGCGUAUGCCUCCGGGCCCCUCGGCGAACUCGGUGGAAACCAUGGCUUCUUUGAUGCCUCUUUCCCCAUAUCUGAGUCCCACGGUCCUCCUGCUGGUCAGCUGUGACCUGGGCUUUGUGCGAGCAGACCGACCUCCCUCUCCUGUGAAUGUGACGGUCACUCACCUCAGAGCCAACUCGGCCACUGUGUCCUGGGACGUCCCAGAAGGCAACAUCGUCAUUGGCUACUCCAUUUCCCAGCAACGACAGAAUGGCCCUGGGCAGCGUGUAAUCAGGGAGGUGAACACCACCACUAGGGCCUGUGCUCUUUGGGGCCUGGCUGAAGACAGUGACUACACCGUGCAGGUCAGGAGCAUUGGCCUCCGGGGAGAGAGUCCUCCUGGGCCCCGUGUGCACUUCCGUACUCUCAAGGGUUCUGACAGGCUGCCCUCCAACAGCUCCAGCCCAGGAGACAUCACAGUGGAGGGUCUGGAUGGAGAGCGGCCAUUGCAGACUGGGGAAGUGGUCAUCAUCGUGGUGGUGUUGCUCAUGUGGGCUGCUGUGAUCGGGCUAUUCUGCCGUCAGUAUGACAUCAUCAAGGACAACGACUCCAACAACAACCCCAAGGAGAAGGGGAAGGGUCCUGAACAGAGUCCUCAGGGAAGGCCAGUAGGGACAAGACAGAAAAAGUCUCCUUCUAUCAACACCAUUGACGUUUGAGUGAACUGAGUGACUGAAGAACCAGAACCAGAAGAGAGAUGCACUGAUAAUGGGGGGUGGGGUCAGGGAAGCCUAAGGUGGUGAUCUCUUUGAGGCUCUCACAAGGCUGUGCACUCCCAGAAUCCCAGGCUGGUACCCAUCCUCUUUCCACUGUGAACAGGGCCAGAAGGUAGGUCUGUUAGAAUCUGUACCCCUGGACCUGGGAGUGGAUAUCAAAUGGAACAUCUCCUAUCCCCCAGGUCCAGGGGAGUCAUUUAUUCGACCCUAUCCCACUAGGUCCCAAAUGGGGCCCCAUCUCACUUGCAUCAGGACCAUUGGCAUCCACUAGCUGCCCC